CACCAAGGCCGUAGUACCGUGAUCCGCGCGUGGAGACCAUGGCGUUCCUGUGCAGUAUGUGACGGGGUAACGGGAAAUAUAACUCCGACAGCGGGUUAUUGUCACAUAAUUCUGAGGAAAGGAUUGGAUUUGAAUAAAGGAUACAAUGGGCUCUCGUAUCAAGGAGAGCCCCGGCUCAACCUUUGAGGUGUACAUGGAGGUGGUGCAUUCUGGGACGGCUGGCUCUGGACCAGAGGUGCGAAGGAGUUUCCCCGACACAUACGCUGACCAGGAAACGCUACAGACUAUCCCAAAGUUUUGUUUCCCCUUCAAUAUGGACAGUAUGUCAGUGGGCCACGUGGGGCAGAACUUCACCUUUGUUCUAACGGAUAUCGAGAGUAAACAGCGCUUUGGUUUCUGUCGCCUCUCAUCGGGAGCUCACAGCUGUCACUGCAUCCUCAGCUACCUGCCCUGGUUUGAGGUGUUUUACAAGCUGUUGAAUAUCCUGGCAGACUAUUCAACCAAAGGACAGGACAGUCAAUGGAGAGAAUUGUUAGAGUCUCUACAUGUGUUAAGCAUCCCUGUUCCUGGAGUGCCUGUGCAUUUGAGUGUGCAUUUGUUUUUCACAGUGCCUGAUCCUAGGGAAUUACCCAGUAUACCUGAAAAUAGAAAUCUGACCGAGUAUUUCGUAGCAGUGGAUGUGAAUAACAUGCUGCAUCUGUACGCUAGCAUGCUGUACGAAAGACGAAUCCUUAUUAGCUGCAGCAAGCUGAGUACUUUAACCGCAUGUGUUCAUGGUGCAGCAGCCAUGUUAUAUCCCAUGUUCUGGCAGCAUGUUUACAUUCCAGUCCUGCCACAGCAUUUAAUAGACUACUGCUGCGCUCCAAUGCCAUACCUCAUCGGCGUGCACUCCAGUCUCAUGGAGAAGGUGCGAGGUAUGGCUUUAGAUGAUGUGGUACUUCUCAAUGUAGACACAAACACUCUUGAAACGCCGUUUGAUGACCUGCAAAACCUUCCUAAUGAUGUGGUGUCUUCGUUAAAGAACCGCCUAAGGAAAGUUUCCUCAACGACAGGAGACGGGGUGGCCAGGGCGUUUCUGAAGGCGCAGGCAGCUCUGUUCGGUAGUUACAGGAACGCGCUACACAUUGAACCGGAGGAGCCAAUCACGUUCAGUGAGGAAACGUUCAUCACACACAGAUCCAGCACAAUGAGACAGUUUCUCCAGAACGCUAUCCAACUACAGUUCUUUAAACAGUUUAUAGACGGCCGUCUGGAGCUAUUGAACUCUGGUGAAGGGUUCAGCGAUCAGUUUGAGGAGGAGAUCAACAUUGGAGAGUAUGCUGGCAGUGAUAAGACAUAUCAGUGGCUUUUCACAGUGAAGAAGGGCAGUGGGGCCAUCUUAAACACGGUGAAGACAAAGGCAAAUCCUGCAAUGAAGACAGUUUACAAAUUUGCCAAAGACCAUGCCAAGAUGGGCAUCAAAGAAGUCAAGAGUAGACUCAAACAAAAGGAGCUUGCAGAGAAUGGCUACUCAGAAGAGCCUGGCUCCACCAACUUACCCUCCACACACAGCAAAGACUCCCUCACCUGGGACCAGAGACGUCCAAUCACAGUUCAUUUUGGACAGACUGAUCAGGCACGGCCCCCGCGGCCACAACGCCCCCCUCCCCCCCAUCCCUCCAAACUGCAGCGCAGCACACAACCAGCUCGACCUCCUCGUCCUCUGGUGGCAAAGAGACCACGCAGUAACAUUGGGGUAGAGGGAAGCCCUGAACAUUAUGUGCGUCCAACUCGUCACUAUACAGUGUUUCUGUGUGAGGACUCUUCGGGUGACGAGCUGUCUCAGGAUGACGACUCCAUUGCUGCUAUUCCUGAACACUUCGUGCUUUCUGCUCCUUUUGAAUGGCCCCAGCCAUACAGGUCUCUAAAAGAGGCGGAGCUUGUGGAAGAAGGUGAGGAGAUUGGGGAGCGCUUCCAAGGUAACACUGCUCCGUCCAGCCCUGUGCUACACAAGUUCUCUGACCUGAGCCUGUUGCAGGAUGCCUUCCGUAGUCAGCAGGGGGAACCAGAAUGUACAGAAACUACAAAUAACACAAAACCAUCUCUCAGCACACACACUACAAUCAGUUCUGCACGGAGUUUGGAGGAGCUUCGGGCAGACCCACAACAUGCCAACUUCAACUACCAGCGGAUGGAUCUUAGUUCUGGCGAGCGCACACGCACUCUCCCAGGUCUUAAAACCACCAAUCCGUACAACAAGCUCUGGAGCCAACUGGAGGACCCAUCUACGUUGCUUGGCCGAGAGUCACUAUCCUGGGAGAGACCUCUCUCCGUGCCACCCUUGGAACCCCCUGAGGCACGCCCACCCAGCAGAGACAGUUCAAAUCCCAGUGGAGAGAAGACCGAGGGGGCUUGUAUCACAAUCCCUCGUCCCCAAGGUCGGAAAACACCCGAACCGGGUGCAGUGCUGGCACCAGCUGUGACCCUGCUGCGCGGGGUCAAGCAGGUCUGCGAGAAGGAGGGAGGGGGGUCCACUGGAGGGCAGGAGUUUCGGCAAGCGCUGAACAUGUCUCCCCACUCCCAAGCCCAAACUCAGGCAGACUUGUUGAAGCCAAACGAGGAACAGGGACUGGAUUUGCUCAGCUUGUUGGACCCUCUAUGCGGAACAAUGAAGAACGAGGCUGCCCCAUCCCUCUCUAAACCCCCUAUACCUCCUCGACCCAACCCCCCAAACCUGCCCGCGUUCCCCCCUCCAGUGUCACUGAACCCCUUCACCCAACAGUCCCAGUACCCGCCACAAAGGCACUAUAGUCCUGUUGCCCCAGGUAACCCUUUCACCCCAGCCUACAUGCCUUCCCCAGGUGCCAACUACUUCCCCACCUCUGCUCGCCCGUUCUCAGUAUAUGGUCAGGCGUCUGCUGUGGUUGUGACCCCAACAGGAGGGGCGUGGUCAACUGGGCGCGUUCCUCCAUCCUCCAGCAGUAGUGGCUCUCUCUCAAGCCUCUUAGACUCGCCUGCUCCGGCUACUCUUGCCCAGCCUGCGCAAGUCUCCACAGACCCGUUUAGUGACCUUCUUACCAUGGCAACCACACCAACAGUAAUGGCCACGCCCCCCCCAAAAAAGGUGGAGGACUUACGGAGAAGGUGGGAAACUUUCGACUAGCUCUGCCCACAUAUUUCCUCUACUGCUGCUACCAACCAGUGAAGGACUGCAAAUUUAGAGCCAGUGGGUAUUUAAGACUGCGCCUCCUAGUGGCCUGAAAGCACUGUUGACAUUUUCCUCCAGAGUGUGUUGUGCUUUUUUCGCGCCUAGCUCACUCACUUAGCCUUAUGCACACUGAUGCUAAUGCUGUAUUUCCCAUAACAACUGGAUAAACCGUGUUGCUCCAAUAGCACCAAUUUUAACACUGAAAAACAUAUUAGCAGAAUAACACUGUAUUUUCUGUAGCUAGCAGUGUAGUUCCCAUAGGGAUCAGACUACAAUAUUAAAGAUACCAUUACCAUACAAUAAUGACCCACAUCCUAACAUUAGCGAUUAUACUGACAUUGCUUUUAUGGCAGUAAACUGCAUCCUGUUAACAGUCAGUGCUGUUUUAAUAAAAAGCUUAAUUUUUAACCAUACACAUAUAUUGAUUUAAAUCAUCAUACCCUAACAUCCACAUUCUUGUUCAUACGUAUACAAACAAUUGUUAAAUUGACAUUUCUAACACACUUGAAUACAAAUAUUGUGUAUCCCUAGUAAAUUGUAUACUACACAUUCCACUCUACCUACUACAUGACACAAGAGCAUAUGACAUUCUGCACCCUAAAAUACACAUUGCAUACUACAUGUUGUGGCUGCGGUACCUGCUGUGUACUUCAUAUUUGCACUACAUUACAUACGUUAUACUACAGUGCAUACUGCACUACAUGUUGUGCCCUAGUACAAGCUAUAUACUACUCGCUGCAUAGAGCUCAGAACGGGUCAGAAUUAACAGCCCUGCAGAACACAACACUGCCCCUAGAGGUCAGUUAUUUUAGAGGUCAAAAAUGCAGGAUGCAUUUGAUGCAUUAGCUCUUGACCCAAAAAGUGUCAUUAAAUAAGGUAAACUGAUCAAGAGUGCGUUUUUUCAUUUUAUUAGAUUAAAUAUGUGGGAAACCCCUUACUGGUACAGGCUUUACCUCUUCCGCUUGCCUGCGUGUCAGUCCAAAAGUGUUAAAAUGGGUCUCCUGGAACUGGGUUCUGUUCAGUUUCAAAAUAGUUUAGUUUAGAUGCUAAUUGUCCACUUGCUUUGAUUUGAUGUCGAAGUUUGAAAUCUUCUUUUAUUCUGAGCAUCAUAUAAUAGACUUAUAGCUUUCAUAAAGCGACCAAUCAGACCUUUCUUUUUAGCACUACCCGUUCCAUCUAAUCUGCUACUGCCAUGCACUCUGCAUUAUGGGUAUUUAUUCGAAUGGAUCUGUUUUGCGCUUUUUAAACAUACAUACUGCUAUAAAGUGUGUUAAAAUGAAUCCUAACUCUAAAAGCUGUUUUUCUUGUCAUAGACUGUGCCUGUUUAUUGGGUUUAGUUUAGCACGAUACACAAUCUGUUUUGGAGGAGCAUUGUUUCAUGCCAUUUUUUGCUAUAUUUUUGUCUGAGACUUGCAAGUAGGAGAACACUGUUUGUGCAGAUCUUGACAUGGAAAAGAAUUGUGUACAACCAAAUGCUCAAAUCCAAAAGAAACCUGUUAUUUUGUCCAUGUCAGGGAACAUCAGGGAGUGAAUUGGUGUCUCUUCUUCUCUGGUUUUAUUGUUGUAUUUAAAUAUAUGAAAUAAUGUUAUUUGUGUUAUUAAAGUGUUCUUGAACAUCUGUAUCCACCCUGUAGAGCUGUUAAAAAAAAUCACAUUUUCUGUUAGUUGAUCCGUUUGGACCACCUUUUCAUUUGGGCCUUAAAGAGUGAGUUUAAGUUGGUCCUUGCAAGUGUGUGUGUGUGUGUGUGUGUGUGUGUGUGUGUGUGGAAGUUCAGAGCUGUUUUGCUGAGGUUUGUUGUGUAUACCUAGUCUUACAGCAUGGGUUGUUCAGACAUUUUGGUUCAAAUAUUGACUUUGUUAUAAGAUGAUUUCCACAUGUUCACUUGGGCUGUUAGGUUGAUAUAUGAUUGGUACUGCAAACACUGUCCUUAGUAAAUCAUUCAUACGGAAAGUUUUAAAGAAAAUGUUUAGCAGAAAUGGAUGCUAAAACACAAUUGGAACUUUUUACGAGUCACCCUUAAAGAAUACACUGACUGUAAUGUUUGAUAAAUGCAAAACUUUACAUUAUUUACAUCAAAAUGUGUGUUCGCAUAUCAAGUGCUAAUUUAAAAUGGCAAAAAUAGACUUAAAGUUGAAAUAUCUAAAAAAAAAAAACAGUACCUUUACAAUUUUGGCUGAAGCAGAUACAGUAUUUUUGUUAUUUUUUCUUCAACUGUCAGAUGAGCUGAAUCUGUGAUAUACACAGUGGUUUAAAAGGCAAUAUUUAACUGGCAAGUCAUUAAAGUGUGUUAAGUGUUAAAUGUU
Messenger RNA from Rhinichthys klamathensis goyatoka, 5491 nucleotides. RefSeq names its product DENN/MADD domain containing 1A (gene dennd1a). The record is from RefSeq and is a predicted model, not a curated record. Gene Ontology annotation, biological process: endocytosis; endocytic recycling. The transcript is spliced from 24 exons. The coding region runs from base 146 to 3142 and encodes 998 amino acids. Lineage: Eukaryota; Metazoa; Chordata; Actinopteri; Cypriniformes; Leuciscidae. Gene Ontology annotation, molecular function: guanyl-nucleotide exchange factor activity; phosphatidylinositol phosphate binding. Gene Ontology annotation, cellular component: clathrin-coated vesicle; cytosol.